GAUCAAGUUGUAUUAUAAAUAAAAAGUGCAAGAUGUAAAGAAAAGUUCAAACAAAUUCAAGUUGCAUAGGAUCACCUUUUAUAUAAGUCAAAACUUCAUUCUAAGUUUCUUUCACAAUGCAAAAGUAGAAGAAAGCAAAUCCUUUAUUCCCUCAAACCCUAAUCUAUUCUCUUUGGUUUACAAAUGGGUCGUCCUGAUCAAACUCUGAGUCCGGGAAUGCACAACAACUUCAAUCCGAUGUUUCAUCCGCAACCUGCACCUGAACCAACGGUUUACGAAAACCAAAUUGUCGACACCGAGCAGAAAUAUAUCCAGACCGGAGUACCAAAUAUGCCCAGACCGGUUCCACCUACGUAUAUCAAUCCCGGUCGAAUGGGUAAUCAACCUUACGUACCACCACAAAUGGCCCGACCGGUGAACCAACCAUCAAACUGGACUUCAGGACUUUUUGAUUGCAUGAACGAUGGCGAAAAUGGUUAGACACCGAACUUUUCAAUUAUUUUAUCCGUAAUGGUCCGUUAUUGUUACAUCAUGGUUUUCAUCCCUUCAUAUGUUGUCUGUUUUUUUUUAUCAGCAAUCAUCACAUGUUUCUUUCCAUUCGUCACAUUUGGACAGAUCGCAGAAGUUACCGAUGAAGGUGCAACAAGUUGUGGAACGGGUGGAAUGUUGUACGGCUUGAUAUGUUGUUUAUUUGGGAUACCAUGUGUUUACUCAUGCACAUUCCGGGCCAAGAUCCGAAGCAAAUUCGGGUUACCGGAUGCUCCAGCUCCAGAUUGGAUCACUCAUUGCUUCUGUGAAUAUUGUGCACUUUGCCAAGAAUAUCGUGAGCUCAAGAACCGUGGCCUUGACCCUGCCAUUGGAUGGAGUGGGAAUGUGCAAAGGCAGCGACAACAACAAGAGAUGAUGGCUCCCCCAAUGGGUCAACGGAUGAUGGGUUGACUUAGAGAUUAAUUUUUAUUACACAACAUGCUUUUGUAAUAUUAUUUGUGUUUUUUUCUUUGUACUUAUUUUAUUUUGCGACCAAGAAAUAAAUGUCAACUCAGGUAUGUAAUCUUUGUUGUGAUGUGAACAUCUUUGCUACAAUUUCUUAAAAUUAUCAUAUCACUGUGACAUUCUUUUGAAAUUCCAAAAUAAUAAGUUUUCUUUCUUACGUUUGUUUUUUUUUACUGUAGGUAAACACAUCAAAAGACAAAUUCCUCAGCUGAGUUUUUGACUGAAUAUAUCAUUUCUUUUCCACAAGAAAUAUGUAAUUUAUACUUUACAAUAAGUUAACCAUGAUGAUUUUUAAUAAGGACAAAGUGCACAACCGAAAUAAGAAUCAUUGUUAAAACAUGUAUGUAAUCUCGUUUAUUGAUAGACCAAUCGAAGUAAGAACUGGUAAAACAUAUUUAUAAGUAAUUAAACAUAAAAAGAUUACACCGAGAAAAAGUAAAAAAAUCAAAAUCAAAAUGUUUCUUCACAGGUCAUAAAAAAAAGCAAAAAGUAAAAAAUGUAUACUAAGAUAAAAAGUCAUAAAUGAAAAACACCCAGAGUAAAAGAAAAGGCGAAAAAAAUUUCAAAUGGG
Messenger RNA from Brassica napus (rape), 1564 nucleotides. RefSeq names its product protein PLANT CADMIUM RESISTANCE 6. The coding region runs from base 511 to 939 and encodes 142 amino acids. The record is from RefSeq and is a predicted model, not a curated record. NCBI's taxonomy places the organism in Eukaryota, Viridiplantae, Streptophyta, Magnoliopsida, Brassicales, Brassicaceae. The transcript has 3 exons.